Cucumis sativus (cucumber) is the source of this 1077-nucleotide messenger RNA. RefSeq lists its product as uncharacterized. The transcript is spliced from 3 exons. NCBI's taxonomy places the organism in Eukaryota, Viridiplantae, Streptophyta, Magnoliopsida, Cucurbitales, Cucurbitaceae. The coding region runs from base 72 to 833 and encodes 253 amino acids. The record is from RefSeq and is a predicted model, not a curated record. Gene Ontology annotation, cellular component: mitochondrial matrix.
CGUCUAAAAACCCUUUCUUAAACCCUAAAACACAAACCCCGAUUCUUCCUCCCUCGCUUCACAAACCAAAAAUGGCUCUUACAUCCAUUCUCAGGAAAUCCGCCUCCUCUCUCUGCCCCUUAGCCGGUCGUCUCGUUCGGGGCCAACGACUUUACGCUACUUCUAUCUUCAAUUCCUUCAACACCCACCGCCCGCUUUUCCCUCCCUCUGUCACUUCUUUUCGAGUUUUUUCGUCUUCGAAGCGCUCAAGUUCCGAUGACUCUCUCCUUCGAGUCAUUGACUCCGAGAUCCAAUGCGCCACCGAAACUGACGAUCACGAUCGGGUUGAAGAGGUGCCCGAAGGAUUCCCAUUUGAGAUUCAAGAUCACCCCGGCUUGCAAACUGUAACUUUGAAAAGAACAUAUCAGGAUGAAGUUAUUGUUGUUGAAGUUCACAUGCCUGAUCUAGUUUCUGGUCAGGAUGCUAAUGACAACGACGAGGACGACGACGCAGAUGAUGAUAAUAAGGCAAAUCAGUCUUGUAUUCCUUUGGUUGUUAGUGUUUCUAAGAAGACUGGACCUUCCCUAGAGUUUAGUUGCAGCGCUUACCCUGAUGAGAUUUCCAUAGACAGCUUGAUUGUUAAAAAUCCAGAGCAUUCUGACGAUCAAAUUGCCUAUGAAGGCCCUGACUUCCAUGAUUUGGAUGAGAAUCUUCAGAAGGCCUUCCACAAGUAUUUGGAGAUUAGAGGUAUUAAACCGAGCACAACGAACUUCUUGCAUGAGUACAUGAUCAACAAAGACAGCAGAGAGUAUUUGACGUGGCUGACCAAACUCAAGAGCUUUGUUGAAGCAUAAGAAGAAUAGACUUCUAUAUAGCCAAUGAAUCAGUCUUCCCCUUUUGUUUUAGAGUGUUGCAACUUUAAUUUCUUUUUUCUUUUGGGCCAGAAUGAACGUUUGUGUCAUGAACCUAUCUGGAGAUUAUUUUUCUGUUACAAUUAAAGAGCUUUACUUGUUAGAGUAAAAGAAUAUGCGUCAUUUGCGAGGAUUUUGUAUCUCAAGAAUUCAUUUAUCUUAUUACUAUUUCAUGUUUUUUAAGUAA